Messenger RNA from Peromyscus eremicus (cactus mouse), 2318 nucleotides. It is a transcript of the gene Traf5, whose product is annotated as TNF receptor associated factor 5. NCBI's taxonomy places the organism in Eukaryota, Metazoa, Chordata, Mammalia, Rodentia, Cricetidae. Gene Ontology annotation, biological process: positive regulation of canonical NF-kappaB signal transduction; positive regulation of JNK cascade; tumor necrosis factor-mediated signaling pathway. Gene Ontology annotation, molecular function: zinc ion binding; thioesterase binding; tumor necrosis factor receptor binding. The transcript is spliced from 11 exons. The record is from RefSeq and is a predicted model, not a curated record. Gene Ontology annotation, cellular component: plasma membrane signaling receptor complex. The coding region runs from base 429 to 2105 and encodes 558 amino acids.
GGAGUUCGGGUGUGGGCUAAGGUCGGUGAAAUGGGGAGAGGCUCCCUUCUCCCCAACCCUCCACAGCCUGUGAGAAAAGCAUCCAGCCACCAGCUUAGUGUAGUAAAUAUUGGGCAUAGGUGCGGUGUGAAAACUGGACUGGGGCCAGAGAGGAUGGUUCCUUUUUCUAGGAAUGUACGCAUUUUUAGAGUGUUCGGGAAGACUUGAAAUGCAAAGAAAUUGGUUAAAGCAUUCUGAGAAUAGAUCUGACUGUCGUGCUUCGUACAGCCCAAAGCCAGGAGUGUUAACACAACUGAGGUUCUGAGUGAAAACCUGCCACCUUGGACAACUGAUUUGAACAUAAAAGGCAAAAAGGACGGCAGGAAAGCUGAAUGAAAGAUGAAUGGAAGAAGGUGAUGGUCGGAAAAGCCUAGGUUCUGUUCAUGUGAAUGGCACAAUCAGAGGAAAAAGGGGGUGUCCCCUGUUCCUUCAUCCGACAGAAUUCCGGCAACUCCAUUUCCUUGGACUUCGAGCCUGACACAGAGUACCAAUUCGUAGAGCAGCUGGAAGACCGCUACAGAUGUGCCUUCUGCCACUCAGUGCUUCACAACCCCCACCAGACAGGCUGUGGGCACCGUUUCUGCCAGCACUGCAUCCUGUCUCUGAGAGAACUGAACGCAGUGCCGAUCUGCCCCGUAGACAAGGAGGUCAUCAAACCCCAGGAGGUGUUCAAAGACAACUGCUGCAAAAGAGAGGUCCUCAAUUUAUACGUCUACUGCAAAAACGCCCCCGGAUGCAACGCCAGGAUCAUUCUGGGACGAUUCCAGGACCAUCUUCAGCACUGCUCCUUCCAAACCAUGCCCUGCCCUAACGAGAGCUGCCGGGAAGCCAUGCUCCGGAAAGACGUGAAGGAGCAUCUGAGCGCGUACUGCCAGUUCCGAGAGGAGAAGUGCUUUUACUGCAAAAGGGACGUGGUGGUCACCAACUUGCAGGAUCAUGAGGAAAACGUGUGUCCUGCGUACCCGGUGUCUUGUCCUAACAAGUGUCUGAGGACUAUUCCAAGAACCGAGGUGAACGAACACCUCACUGUGUGUCCUGAGGCGGAGCAAGACUGUCCCUUUAAGCACUACGGCUGUACUGUCAAGGGCAAGAGGGGGAACUUGCAGGAGCAUGAGCAGGCAGCCCUGCGGGACCACAUGCUUCUGGUUUUAGAGAAGAACUUCCGACUAGAACAGCAGAUCUCUGAAUUAUAUCAGAGUCUCGAACAGAAAGAAAGCAAGAUCCAGCAGCUGGCGGACACCGUGAAGAAGUUUGAAAAGGAGUUUAAGCAGUUUACACAGAUGUUUGGCAGAAAUGGAAGUUUCCUCUCAAACGUCCAGACUCUGACCAGUCACAUCGACAAGUCGGCCUGGCUGGAGGCACAGGUGCGGCAGCUGCUACAAACAGUCAACCAGCAGCAAAGCAGGUCUGACCUGCGGUCUCUGGUGGAAGCCAUCGACAGCGUGAAGCAGAAGAUUAGCCUGCUGGAAACCAGUGACCAGAGAUUAGUUGUUCUGGAGGGGGAGACCAGCAAGCAUGACGCACACAUUAAUAUCCACAAGGCACAGCUGAAUAAGAAUGAAGAACGAUUUAAGCUGCUGGAGGGCGCCUGCUACAGUGGCAAGCUCAUCUGGAAGGUGACAGAUUACAAGGUGAAGAAGAGGGAGGCCAUGGAGGGACACACAGUGUCCGUCUUCAGCCAGCCCUUCUAUACCAGCCGCUGCGGCUACCGGCUCUGCGCCAGAGCGUACCUGAACGGCGAUGGGUCUGGGAAGGGGACUCACCUGUCCCUGUACUUUGUGGUGAUGAGGGGUGAGUUUGACUCACUGUUACAGUGGCCGUUCAGGCAGAGGGUGACCCUGAUGCUUUUGGACCAGAGUGGCAAGAAGAACCACAUUGUGGAGACCUUCAGAGCUGACCCCAACAGUAGCAGCUUCCGAAGGCCUGACGGCGAGAUGAACAUCGCCUCGGGCUGUCCCCGCUUUGUGUCACACUCCACUCUGGAGAAUUCCAAGAACACCUACAUCAAAGACGACACCCUGUUCUUGAAAGUGGCCGUGGAUUUAACUGACUUGGAGGAUCUGUAAUGUUAACCGAAAAGAAGCACAGGGGGCAGACAACAUCGUUGAAGCCCAGACCUCUAGACUGAACGUGCUUUUGGUGUUGGCCUUUUGCCUUUAAGGUCUGAGUGUUAUCUUUUUCUCCUGGAUCCCGCCCCAGUGUGAAACUUAAAACUCUUAGACUAUUGCUGUUAUUUAUAUUUUUAUAUUUUCUGAAAAUUAUAAUGAUCUUGACAGUAA